Centropristis striata (black sea bass) is the source of this 2332-nucleotide messenger RNA. RefSeq names its product transmembrane protein 43. The record is from RefSeq and is a predicted model, not a curated record. Lineage: Eukaryota; Metazoa; Chordata; Actinopteri; Perciformes; Serranidae. The transcript is spliced from 12 exons. Bases 135 to 1337 code for a protein of 400 amino acids. Gene Ontology annotation, cellular component: nuclear inner membrane. Gene Ontology annotation, biological process: nuclear membrane organization.
CCAGCCGCCAAUUAAAAAUAAUAAGAAGAAGAAUGUACAGUUGAUGUUUCAGCUUCCAGUCGCCGGGCAUCUUUAAGCUCCAACUUUAGCUAACUUCAAUAUAGUUUGACAGCGGAGUUGAACAAGUCAGAGACAUGUCUUCAGCACAGACAUUUUCAGACCCAAACCAACACAAGCGCGUAUCAGCUAAAUCCAAUCCUGGAUUCCUGGAGCGAUUAAGUGAAACUGCAGGAGGAACAGUUUUUGGUAUCGGACUGUUUUUCCUCUCGAUCUAUCUACUCUUCACCAAUGAGGGACGGGCUCUGCAAACAGCACGUUCCCUGGAUGAGGGUCUUUCUCUGGUUGUGCCGUUGGGGCCAUACCCCAGUCUCGACCCACAGAACAACAACCGUUUAGUUCAUCUGUCUGCACAGCUGCGCACCUCACAGCCCCUCCAUGACCCCAACUACAGAGUGGUGGUGCAGGCGGUGAAGCUGCAGAGGCAGGUGGAGAUGUAUCAGUGGGUGGAGUACCGGGAGAGCAAAGACUACCAAGAGAACGGUGAGACCAAGACUGAAACGACAUACAACUACAACACUGAGUGGAAAUCAGAGUUGGUCAACAGUCGUCAUUUUGAUAAAGAAAUUGGUCACCAGAACCCAAGUGCCAUGGCGGUUGAGAGUGUGACGGUCGUGGCUCCUGACACCACUGUUGGACCUUUCAGUCUGUCUAAAGGUCUGGUGGAGCAGAUCAAUAACUUCCAGACGUUGAGUCUGAGGGCUUUUGCCAAUAAUUUCGACCCUUUUCUCAGCAUUGAUGAUGAUUAUUUCUAUCACACACAAAACCCACGCAGGCCGGAGGUUGGGGAUGUGCGUGUGAGAUUCUCCUUCGCUGGACUGAGUGGUGAGACGUCUCCCUUCGGCCCGGCACAAACAGUCAGCAUUGUGGCCAUGCAGAGAGGGGAGCAGCUGAUGCCUUUUAAAACCAAGUCAGGAGACACUCUGGAGAUCCUGUACCUGGAGGAGCUCACGGCAGAGGAGGUAUUUGCAAAAGAACACCAGUCCAACAGUAUGAAGACUUGGGGGCUCAGGGCUGCAGGCUGGGCCCUCAUGUUCCUCAGUAUCCAGCUGACCAUGCGCAUCAUCUACACACUGGUGGAUUGGGUUCCUGUUCUCAGAGAGCUCGUGUCUGUGGGGCUGAAGAUCUUCGCUCUGUGCGUCUCCUGCUCUCUGUCCCUCCUCACCAUCGGAGCAGGUUGGCUUUUUUACCGACCAUUAGUGGCUGCGGCUCUGGGAGCACUAGCUCUUCUUCCAGUGUUCCUCGCUCGCACAAGACUUCCAGCCAAAAAGAACGAGUGACUACUUAACCAAUAACUUCUGAUGCUUCGCUGUAGCUGUCCAACAGAGAAACGAGACAGUAUGUGCAGCCAGUUUGUCCACAGAAUGUGUUUUGUUCAGUACAGUAAAAGCUACAGUAAAAACACAAUAUUUUUUUAGUUGUAGUGACAUAAUUUUAUCACCUUGGAGGUAUUUAUGGAUAAGGAAUUGACACAUCAACCAACCACUGCUGACACAAGAGGAAGCUGUUGUUGUUGCCUUUAGACCACAACUGUUAUCAGAUGUGGCCUUUGAGAAGUUCAUCCACCUAUGAAAAUCCUAUGAUGAUAUUUUGUGGAUCACAAUGAGUAAUCGAAGAUAAAUGCAGUCUGAUUUUGAAUGUAAAUACAACUUGCCAAAGGCUCAGUUGCCAGUUUAUUAUGCACACCUCACCAAGACUAAUGCAGUCUAAUACAAAAUCACAAUUAUACCUUCAUAAAGGUUAUUAUGUUCAGUUGUUUGAAUUGUUUGAGUGGGGUUGAUUUAACUUCUUGGUCAUUUUGGGAGGCUUAAGUUUGUGGUACUGUUGAACUCUAUUGUUAUACUGAGAGGUGAUUAUAAUAUUUUGUCUGGACUCAUUAAUGUAAAUGGAGUGGACAAACUAAACAAAAACUCAUUAUAACUUUCUUGUUAAUUAGACUGCAUUUAGUUUUUUAGGUGCAUCCAAUAAACUUGCAAGUGUUUACUUACAAUUCAUGUUCAUAUCUUUUUUUUCUUAUCUGCAAUACUUGAGGAAAUGUUUAGCAUUUUUUAUAAUGUAACAUUGCUAAUAUAAUCUGGGAUUUGUUGAUGAAUUGAUCCUGAACAGAAUGACUUGAACAUUUUUGAAUAAUAUUCUCAGUUUUCAUGUGGAAAGUCUGUGGGACAAAGACAGCUUUGUUGGGACAAAAAACAUUCUUUGUAAAAUACCAAAAAUCUGCAAUUUUGUUGUAAUUGUUUAUAUGCAUGCAUGUUAAAUAAAGCACUUAUUGUUUUGU